Trichomonas vaginalis G3 is the source of this 558-nucleotide messenger RNA. Its product is annotated as cysteine proteinases family. The record is from RefSeq and is a predicted model, not a curated record. The coding region runs from base 1 to 558 and encodes 185 amino acids. NCBI's taxonomy places the organism in Eukaryota, Parabasalia, Trichomonadida, Trichomonadidae. The transcript has a single exon.
AUGAUUCUUGUUUUAGUGUGUUUGUCUAGUUCGUUGAGUGAUUUGGAUCCAUUGGUUACACAAGAGAUGGUUGAUGCGAUAAACAACAAUCCAAAUGCACCAUUCAAAGCAACUCUUUACCCAAAGUUCGCAAAGAUGAAAGUUGGAGAUGCCAAACGAUUUUUGUCACCAGUUCGACCUCCACAACAUCAUCAUGGCUCUGCUGUUCCAGUUGGUGCCAACGAAUAUUUUUUCAACUUUGUUGAUCGAAACUAUAUCACAGGAUUAACAAACGUUGCAGCAUUUCCUAACCUUCGAAAUGCUUCAAAUCAAAACGAUACAUAUGUCAACCCUGGUCGAUCAAUCAGACCAAAUGCAGAAAGAGUGAAAUUUCCAGUUUUUGAUGUCACAGCAUUGUGUAGUUCUUGGGCACCAGCAGUGACAUCAGCAAUGACGAUUUCAGUAUCCCGUUGGGCAGGUGACUUUGUCAACUUUUCUCUUCAGUUUGUUCUUGACUGUGAUAUUCUUGGUGACUCAUGUGUUGAACGAACUCCUCUGAACGCAUAUCAACUUUUCUAG